UUUUCUACUCAAGAGAUGUAUUAUCUUUCAAGCUGCAUAGGUCAACAGGUCCUGGUGAUAUUAAUUUCACCUUUAUAUUUUUCUGUAAACAGGGAUCCAUUUUAGAAAAACUUGGCAUCCAGAAUAAGUACAGAUUCUUGCACAGGGUCGCUAGCCUAAUGCUAUCCAAGAGGAGCUCAACACUGACGAUCAAGGACUUUGAUUUUGAUGGCGUUCCGGUCAGAGUGUAUUGGCCCAAAACGACUCCUUCUGGGAAGAGAAGAGGAGUGGUUGUCAUUCCUGGAGGUGCUGCCAUUAUCGGAAAUAUAUGGAUAGAAGAACCACUAUGCCGCUUAAUUUCCCAGGAGACUGAUUCCGUCACUGUGAACAUUGCGUUUCGUUUGGCCCCAGAGCAUCCCUUCCCGAUCCCAGUCAUGGAUUGCUGCAAGGCUACCGCGCACUUCUUGAAAAAUGCCGCAGAAUUCGGAGUGGACCCGAAUCGCAUCACUAUCUUGGGAGAAUGUAGCGGAGGGACAUUUGCUACCGUCGUUUGUCAACAGUUGGCGGCCAGGCCGGAUCUCCCAAAGCUUUGUGCUCAGGUCCUAAUCUAUUCCUAUUUCCAGGCCAUUGAUUUCAACUUGCCUUCAUAUCAGCAGAACCAGAGAGUCCCCAUGUUGUUCAAGAAAAGGGCCUUGCAGCUCGGCACAUUGUAUUUGACGGGAAAGAGGUUCAACGUGGAGGACGUCAUGAGGAACGCUCACCUCCCCAAACACGUCUGGAUGAAAUACAGGAAGUGGGUCAGUCCCGACCUCAUCCCAGAGAGAUUCAAGGGCCGGGGUUAUGUGCCCAUGGAGUGGCCUGAGUUUAUCCCAGAACUUUACGAACAAUGCAAAGAAGUAACCAACCCCAUGUUUUCCCCGCUGUUGGCAGAGGAUGACAUGAUCCGACAGCUCCCCAAGACUUUCCUUCUGACCUGCGAGUACGAUGUUUUCCGAGACGACGGGCUCUUGUACAAGAAGCGGCUGGAGGACAACGGCGUCCCAGUGACGUGGUAUCACAUUGAGGACGGAUUCCACAGCAUAACGGCUGUCAGUGGCAUUCCGCUCCUGGAAUACCCAACUCAGAAAAUCCAUUUACGACAUGUGACUGAUUUCAUUAACAGUAUAUAAGGCACAUGUUCUAUUUUUGCUUUCUGUGAGUUUUUCGGGCUGUAGGGUCACGUUCCAGCAAAAUUCUCUCCUUUGUUGCUUUCCCAAAUGUUAACUUCCGCUUUAGAUAGAUGGAGUAAGUAGACUGAUUGUCUCAAUUACGGUAAAUAUAUAUACUGUAUAUCCACAAACACUUCCUCUCUCCUGUGUGACUCAGUGUGAGUAUCUGCUUAUGUUGUAUGUGAUACACCCUGCAAGAUCAAAUACUCAGCCCAAACCCUGUGGGGACAACGAUCAGGAAGAAGGAGGUCAACCUUAUAGGGACAGGCUUUCAGAGGAAGUCGAUCAAUAAUAAUAAAUAAUAACAAAACCUUAUUUAUACCCCGCCACCAUGGGGCGGCUCACAUGGGACAACAUAAUUCACAGAAUUAACGACAUAAAUACAUUUGCACAAUAUACACAAGUGAAAACACAAUAAAGGUAAUAACCAUGAGUUAAUACAACAAUAAUAAUCUCAAACAACCACCAAUACAAUUCUAUCAACUUCAUAGGUGGAGGAUCAAUCCGGUGAGGAUAAGCAUCAAGGAAAGAAAUUAGCAUUUUUAAAAUUGGAUAUAUACAAAGCAUUUGAUACAAUAAAUCAUGAAUUUCUACGGGAGACAAUGAUUAAAUUUGGAAUAGGAAAUGUAAGGAUAGAAGGCUUUAAAUUUGAUGGUGUGGAAAUUAGGCUGAAUACUUAUGCAGAUGACAUUAUGAUAAUUUUAUCCCAUCCUUUAAUAGGAAUUAGAGAAUUAAAAAUUAUACUAACAGAUUUUGAAAAAUCUGAAAAGGAUUGGGGGUAAACAUAAAGAAAUCAAAAAUUAUGUAUUUAGAUGUAAACAAAAAAAGAGAGAAAUAGAUAAUAUAACAGAAAUGGGUAUGGGUAAGAAGAAAAUAAAAUAUUUGGGAGUGAUUAUACAUAAGAAUAUGGGAAAGAUGGUGGAGAUUAAUUAUAAACAGGCAUGGAAGAAAAUUUCUAACAAUAUGGAAAAUUGGAAAAACAAAAA
Molecule: messenger RNA, 2173 nt
Organism: Anolis carolinensis (green anole)
Lineage: Eukaryota; Metazoa; Chordata; Lepidosauria; Squamata; Anolidae
Product: arylacetamide deacetylase-like 3
Exons: 3
Coding region: 159-1148 (329 amino acids)
Molecular function (GO): lipase activity
Source: RefSeq, a predicted model, not a curated record